AAAUCAGAUCAAAGCCCCGCUCUUUCAACGGACUUUUUGUUUUUCAUCCAUACAACGAGUAGAAGCUUUAAAAGAAUUCUAUAUUUUCGAGUAAAAAGUGGUCUUCUAUAAAGUAACCUGUUGCUACUAUAAAUCCGCUACAUUUACUGUUUUAAAAAUAAAAUGACUCGUACAAAAAUUCGUCGAGUAGUGGGAAAAAAACGGGGAUCCGCAGAUGAACGCACCCGUAUUGAGAACAAGAUCAGAGACUUUGAAAUUCAUGUCGAUAUUGAACUAGCUAAUCUGGAACUUAGCUUUCGAGAGGAACUGGAUGGAAUAAAACGUUGUGUUGAUGCUUUGAAAAAAAGAAUUCCGACAAAAUUCCAAACGAUGACCAUUGAUCAGAUCAGAGAAUAUAAUGAAGAAGCUGAAAAAAUCGAAGCUUCGUUUUAUGCGGAUAAAACGACUCACUUGGCCAAUUUGAGUAUGUUUCUUGAAAAAUCGGCUAGAAAAAAGUCCAGGGAUGACGGUUACCUUACAGAGGAGAGCGAAAACCACGAACGUCUUUCGACAUUAUCCUCGAGCAGACGAAUGGGUCCCUUAAUGUCGGCUAAAUAUCGCCGUCGUAGUAAAUCGACAAGCGCCCUGGCUAACGGUAGCGUAAAUCACAGUGCUUUCCAAUGCACUACAACAAACAGAUCAGUUUUGGGAACAACACUUGGAACAAAUCAAACUGCAAAAGAUCGCGCUUCCAGGUCUAAAAUUAAGACACCGAUGGCUUAUCGUUCCAAAGCGAUAAGUGUUGACCGAGUAUACGGACCGAUUACUCCGAAAGUGCAGCCAAACAGUGCAAUGGCUAUCAUACGCCACGCCAGGUUAGGUGAAUCAGUUUAUUCGAUCACUGGAAGUCCGGUUAUUACUGCAAACAUGCUUGAAGCAACAGCAAACCUGAACAUCCCGGUACAGAACGGAAUGCUUGCUAUUCGGCCAACUGAAAUGGAUUCGGUCGAUCCGCAAAUUGUGAGCAGAAUAGACCCCAACGUGUUGAGCGAGCUAAAACAACUGCAGGAGAAUCUCAACGUGAUCAUGCGAACUCUCAGACUGUAACUUUGAUAAACUUACAAUUGUCCUACGUUAUUUUUUUUUAACUUUAUGUACACGACAAACGGUCGAAUGGCCGUGUUUUUCUUUCCUAUAUUUCUAUUAUAUAAAUUAGUUACAUAUAUUGUAGAUGGAUACUGCGAA
This is a messenger RNA of Wyeomyia smithii (pitcher-plant mosquito), 1224 nucleotides long. Its product is annotated as borealin-like. Gene Ontology annotation, cellular component: chromosome passenger complex; spindle midzone; chromosome, centromeric region. NCBI's taxonomy places the organism in Eukaryota, Metazoa, Arthropoda, Insecta, Diptera, Culicidae. Gene Ontology annotation, biological process: mitotic sister chromatid segregation. Bases 163 to 1086 code for a protein of 307 amino acids. The record is from RefSeq and is a predicted model, not a curated record. The transcript has 6 exons.